AAAAGACCACCUCCUUUUACAUUAAAUUAAAAUUAAAUAUCAUAUUUACAUGCUAAAAACUGUUACAUAAAACACCAAAAAACCAUUCAAGAUUCUUACUUACAUCUAUAUAUACAUCAUAUAUAUAUAUAUAUAUGUAGUAAGAAUCCAUGCAUCAUCCCAUUUUCAAGAUUCAUAUUACAUACUCAAAAAAACGGAAUUGCUAGCUACAAUGUUCAUCCCUUUACUGUCGAAACCUCAAACAUGGCAAGAAAAUGAUGAAACCACCAAGAAAUCCACCCUGUUCUUAGCCUUGAAUGAGCUCAACUCCAUAGCCAACAUCGGCCUCCCCAUGAUCCUCACCGGCCUCGUCCUCUACGCCCGAUCGAUGAUCUCCAUGUUAUUCCUAGGCCGCCUCGGCAAUGACCUCACCCUCGCCGGAGGCACUCUGGCCCUCGGAUUCGCCAACAUCACCGGAUACUCCAUCCUCUCCGGCUUCGCCAUGGGAAUGGAGCCGAUAUGCGGCCAAGCUUUUGGCGCACAAAGAUUCAAACUUGUCGGCGUAACCUUACAAAGGACCAUCCUCUUGUUGCUUCUGGCGUCGAUCCCGAUUGCAUUUCUAUGGAUGAGCAUGAAGGGGAUCUUGAUCCUCUGUGGCCACGAUCGCGGGAUAGCGACCGAGGCCGAGUGGUACAUCCUUUUCUCGAUUCCCGAUCUCAUAUCGCAGUCGUUUCUUCAUCCUUUGAGGAUAUACCUCAGGGCUCAAUCGGUGACGCUGCCGUUGACGUGCUGCGCGAGCUUGGCCGUGCUUCUACACAUCCCUAUAAACUACUAUCUCGUCGUGGCCCUCAAUCUUGGGAUCAAAGGGGUUGCGUUGGCCGGGGUGUGGACUAACGCGAACCUCGUCGCGUUCUUGAUCGCAUACAUUGUGUCGUCGGGAAUUUACGAGAAAACGUGGGGCGGAUUGUCGUACGAGUGCUUCCAAGGAUGGGGGCCUCUCAUGCGGCUCGCGAUUCCGAGCUGCAUUAGCGUUUGCUUGGAGUGGUGGUGGUACGAGAUCAUGAUCUUGUUAUGUGGGGUGUUGAUAAAUCCUCGCGCGACAAUUGCUUCGAUGGGGAUCUUGAUCCAAACAACGUCACUCAUCUACAUUUUCCCGUCGUCUUUGAGCUUCGGAGUGUCGACGAGGGUCGGGAAUGAGUUGGGCGCCAAUAGGCCUAAUCGAGCAAAAGUGUCGGCCGUAGUUGGAUUGUGCAUCAGCUUUGUGAUGGGAUUUUCGGCGCUUUUGUUUGCAUUGAGUGUGAGGAACAAAUGGGGUGGUUUGUUCACUAAGGAUGAAGAGAUCAUGGCAUUAACGUCGUCGGUAUUGCCGGUGAUCGGGCUGUGCGAGCUCGGGAACUGCCCGCAGACGACGGGAUGCGGGGUUUUGAGGGGAUCAGCAAGGCCUAAGAUGGGGGCUAAUAUAAACUUGGGGUGCUUUUAUAUUGUGGGGAUGCCUGUGGCAGUUAUGGUGAGUUUGUACUUAGGGUAUGAUUUUAAGGGGCUGUGGAUGGGAUUAUUGGCUGCUGAGGGGUGUUGUGCAGUGGCAAUGUUGUUUGUGUUGGUUAGGACAGAUUGGGAAUUUGAGGCUUUGAAGGCAAAGGACUUGACAAGUUUUACUACUAGUGAACAACAAGAUCAAGAUCAAGAUCAAUAUCAAGAUGAUUCUUUUGAGUACAUAGGGAUGGAUCAUCAUCAUUUAUUGCCCUGAUUUUUAUAUAUGUAUAUUUUUUUAAUUUUAUGUAUUUUUUGGUGUAAAGGGAUGGUGGGUAAUUAAGGGAUUUUUGGGAAGAAAUACUUUAUAGUAAUUGACAUGGAUUUAGGGUUGUGGUAAGGUCACAAUGCAAAGAUAUUUUGUCGGUCGUGUGUUGAUGUUGUUUGGUUGUUGAUUGUUGCCUUACAAUACAGGGAACUUUUAUUUUAACACAUUAAGCAAAGUCCCAUGUCAAAACUUGAAAGUUUGUAAUUUUCUUUUUUCUUUUUUCUUUUUUUUUUUUUUUUCAAAAAAGAAGGAAUAUACUAUGUUUGGAAAUAUUAAUUAAAUAUGAGAGGGGCGACAGAGGCAAAUGGAUGGGAAGUUAAAAGAGUUAUGUAACUAUGCAUGUAUGUGUGUUUGAAAUUCCAAGUGGGGAAUGGAAUGGGAUGGGCUCUGUGCAACAAUACCUGCAUGUAUCUGAACAAAUUUUUGUACCUGAAUUUGGACUUUUCUUACUUCACAUUCUCAAGAAAA
Molecule: messenger RNA, 2245 nt
Organism: Andrographis paniculata
Lineage: Eukaryota; Viridiplantae; Streptophyta; Magnoliopsida; Lamiales; Acanthaceae
Product: protein DETOXIFICATION 49-like
Exons: 1
Coding region: 212-1726 (504 amino acids)
Biological process (GO): xenobiotic detoxification by transmembrane export across the plasma membrane
Cellular component (GO): membrane
Molecular function (GO): xenobiotic transmembrane transporter activity; antiporter activity
Source: RefSeq, a predicted model, not a curated record